Molecule: messenger RNA, 846 nt
Organism: Kwoniella shivajii
Lineage: Eukaryota; Fungi; Basidiomycota; Tremellomycetes; Tremellales; Cryptococcaceae
Exons: 5
Coding region: 1-846 (281 amino acids)
Biological process (GO): inositol phosphoceramide metabolic process
Cellular component (GO): inositol phosphoceramide synthase complex; Golgi membrane
Molecular function (GO): inositol phosphoceramide synthase regulator activity
Source: RefSeq, a predicted model, not a curated record
AUGAGACUCACAUUCAGACGGCCAGGUGGGCCAGGACCUUUAUUCAGCUCUUUCUUGGGAUUAUUAGAUAUCAAACUUGGUGCAGAGAUUGUUCUACUAUUUGGUCUUAUAAACAAAGUAGCCGGUUUAUAUGGAUUAAUAACGAUUCUAGUCGGAGGGUCUUUUGUCCAAUUGACGUAUUACGCCUAUUCGACAGGAACGUUAUUCGCCUUCUUGUGGGGAUUGAAAGUGGUUAAAUCUGAAUCAGCUUCACCAACAUUAUUAUUAUCCCAUUUAUAUACAUUAGAUCAUAUCCUAUUAACAAUCUUCCACUAUAUUUUCUAUUUACAUUAUUGGUUCGUCAUACCUCAUGACGGAAGGAGAAAUGCAAAUUCACAAGCACAACAAGAUCUGAUCAAUUUAGCAUUAUCAAGGAAUGAAAUAACACAACCUGCUUCAGGUGAAACGAGUCAAGGAUUAGAAGAAUUAAGAACUGCGUUAGCAGGUGAUAUUUGGGAAAGAGAAGAAAUCUUCGCUAGGUGGACUUUGAUCAGUGGUUGGUUAUUGAAAUUAUACUUCAUCGUAAUAUUAUAUUCCUACGCUGGUCAUUUGAAAUCAUCAACAUAUCACACAUUACCUUUAACGUUCCGAGGAAAAGCUACUUCAAUAGCUCAUCCUACUACUCAAGAAGAUCAAGAAGCUGAAUUAGCCAGAGCGGAAGAAGCUACGAGAGCAUCAACAGAAGCUUCUCCCUCGAGCUCAUCGGCAGUUGCAGGCUCAACGGGAUCAAAUGGGAAUCGAAAUGGUACAAAAGGUAAAGGGAAGGGGAAAGGUAAUGAUGAUGAAGAUGAUUUCUCAUGGGAUUGA